AUGGCUUCAAACCCUCCAUCAGUGGAAGACCUCAUCUCCCGAAACAGCAAGUAUGCUGAAGGCUACACCAAGAGCCAUUCUGUGGACGAAGUCACACGCGGUGUUGUGAAAUUCCCAUCCGUCAUCAUUGUUUCCUGCUGUGACCCUCGCUUGAUUCCAGAAGAAUACGGAAUAUUCUCGCGUGAAGAAUACGUCGUUGUACGCAACGCCGGCGGUCGCGCUGAACCUGCGGUAAGGGAUAUCGUGAUUUUGAGCACCAUGACGACCAUCACAGAUGUUGUCAUCAUACACCACGUUGAUUGUGGCAUGACACAUUUGACCAAUGCAGCAAUUCGUGAGAGCCUCAAGAGUAGAGGUCUUGGAGAUGACAAGGUCGACACUUUCGAGUUUGGCGAAAUCAGAGACCUUGAACAAAGUGUACGAGAUGACCUGAAGUUUCUUGAAUCGUCACCAUAUAUUGCGAAAAGCAUCAAGCUGCAUGGAUAUGUGCAUGAUAUGCUUGAUUCGGGCCGUCUGGUCAAGGUAUAA
Messenger RNA from Exophiala bonariae, 528 nucleotides. RefSeq lists its product as uncharacterized. Bases 1 to 528 code for a protein of 175 amino acids. The transcript is spliced from 6 exons. Gene Ontology annotation, molecular function: carbonate dehydratase activity; zinc ion binding. Lineage: Eukaryota; Fungi; Ascomycota; Eurotiomycetes; Chaetothyriales; Herpotrichiellaceae. The record is from RefSeq and is a predicted model, not a curated record.